AUGGAGCGGUGCUACUGGCCGUCCAAGUACGAGUAUUACGGCGUCUGCAAGCUAUGGCCUCCUGUGGGUGGGAGCAGAGACGGCACGUCCCAGCACACACCUCCGGCUGGGCGGGACACAUAUCUAUACGAGCGGUGCUACUGGAUCUUGAAUGUCAGGCCGCAGAGCGUCUCCUGCACCCUUGGCCACCCCUUGUUGGAUACCCCACACGUGCAGAUGCAGACUCUUGGGUGUCCAAGCAUGUACCCGUUCGAGCAAUGGUACAUACUCGCACAGCUGGAAUUCGAGAGGUACGGAAAGGCGGAGAGAGAGGGAAGUGGUAGGGAGAUUUGUGCGUGCUUCUUUGGCGGAGUGCCCUCGGCCACAAAGGCGGAUGGAUUGCUCUUCUCUGCACCCCCUCUUACUGCAGAUGCUGAGACCAGGCAUCUCUGCGUGGUGUUGACAUACAGGUAUUCUCUUGCUGGUCUGUCCAAUCGGCUGGGACUGAAAUACCCGCCUCACUUUUCCCUUGCGAGAGAUGGCCAUUCCAGCAAAGAGCAGCAUCGUGUUCCCCUCCAACUUCCCGACCACGUUGGGCUCGGGGCUCUCGGCUGGAGAGGAGACUGGGCAAUAAAGGGUCCAUUAAGGCAGCGAGGCGUACAAGAUGCACACGCACGCGGCACACUCGCAUUCAAUGGCAUGGGUUUUGCAGGCCGGUACAUGAACUGUCCCGAGUCUCGACGACUCUAUGCAUCUGCACAUACUAUCGACGAGCAGCAGCUAGGCCUGUCGCGCAUGGUGGGCGGCGCAAUUCACAUCUCUGACCGCAGCUCCGAAUUCGAGGGAAGUGAGGCGCUCUCGGGAGGCGCCCAAACAGAGCACUCUGCCGUCACCACCACCGUUACAGACCACCACGACAGCUGCCGCCGCCACACCCUCUUUGAUCCUCUUAAUCCAACUACACGAGGCUACGGUACAGAUCACAGCUUGCCGGAGCGCAAGAUGAACAGUGCAGACAGAUGCCACGAAUGCGCAGCAUGCGGCCGUUGGGAGUAG
Molecule: messenger RNA, 1035 nt
Organism: Trichoderma aggressivum f. europaeum
Lineage: Eukaryota; Fungi; Ascomycota; Sordariomycetes; Hypocreales; Hypocreaceae
Exons: 4
Coding region: 1-1035 (344 amino acids)
Source: RefSeq, a predicted model, not a curated record